Messenger RNA from Grosmannia clavigera kw1407, 3294 nucleotides. Its product is annotated as viral a-type inclusion protein repeat protein. The record is from RefSeq and is a predicted model, not a curated record. Bases 1 to 3294 code for a protein of 1097 amino acids. NCBI's taxonomy places the organism in Eukaryota, Fungi, Ascomycota, Sordariomycetes, Ophiostomatales, Ophiostomataceae. The transcript has 2 exons.
AUGAUGAUGCUAACUAGUGUACAGAGAAUCAGAGGCGCGAUAGAUCGGACGAUUGCCGAAGAGCAGGCACGUCAGCAGAGGACAGGCGAGCACGCCGGAUCAUCGGGCGGAUCGUCGCCGAGCAGAAGAUCGUCGACAUCGGUGUCACGAACAGGAAGCGUCAAGGGCGAGGGUACGGCAGCCGGACGACGGGCGCGAUCAACGCGACCGAGCCAGGACAACGGCAACAAGGGCAGCGAGGGUACGGCGAACACGGACCCGUCUGUAUUCGAGGCGGCCUUUGUGAUCGACGACAGCGAGGAGCCGUCGCGGACGUCGACACCGAUGCCGGCAGAAGCUGGGAACGGCAGCGAGGAGAAGGAGGGUGCGAGAGGGAGCGAGGAGAAAGAGACGAGAGACGAGGUAUCGCUAGCCAGACAAGAUGGCACCGACGGCAGAAACAAGGACGAGGCUGGCGAGACAGCCGACAGGACGGCAAAGACGAUGACGACGCGGCCAGACAAAACGGAGCUGCCCCCAGAGAUCCGGGCGCGGCUGCGCAAGCUGGAGAAGCUGGAGGCGACAUAUCCGGAGCUGCUGCGGUCGUACCGGGUGGCGCACGGGAGGGCGACGUCGAUCGAACCGUUUGAGAGGGUGUUGCGCGAGAACACGCCAUUGGGGUCGAUCCGUGACCCAGAGGCGUUGGUGGAGUACCUCGGACAGCUGAGUCUCAAGAGCGACAUGGUGCUAGAGGAGCUAAAGCGAGUGUCAGGCGAGCGCGACGGGCUGCGGAAGAAGCUGGACGAGGCGGAGGCCGAGGUGGCGGAGGCGAGGAAGCACGUCAAGAAGCCAGAGGACGGCAGCGAGGAGUUCUUCUCAGCCGACAGCGAGCUGCCACGGCUGCAGGCGGCCGAGCAGACGGAGCAGAUCGGGAAGCUGCGCGAUGAGGUUGCGGCGAAGACGACAGAGUCGGCAGUGAAGACACAGCAGAUCGAGAAGCUUCAGCAGGAUGCGACAGCAAAGACAGAGCAAAUCGAGAGGCUCGAGAAGGAAGUAGAGCAGCUGCAGACAGACCUUUCGGCGGCGAUUCAGACAAAGACGGAGGUGGCCGCACUCAACGCACAGUUGACGACGACAGCAGCCAAGAACGGAGAGUUGGAGGGCGAGGCUCAGGCACUGACUAAGCAGCUCGACAAGACAGUGGCGGCGACAAAGACUGAGAAGGAAAAGCUGGCGAAGGAGAAGAAGGAGCGGGACACUUUGAUCGAGCAGCUGCUGAAGGCGGCAGCGGCACCACGGCCAGCAGUGGUACCUGCAGCUGCGGCGGCAGCACCGACGACAACGACACAGACACCGACAGGCACGAGCGGCGGAGCAAAAAAGAAGAACAAGAAGAAGAAGAAGAACAACGGUGGUGGUGGGGUGGCGGCAGCAGCAGCAACGGCAGCAGCAGCCGCAGCGAUGGAACCGGCGCCGUCAGAAGCAUCCGAAUUGACGCUGGUAGGAGCUGCAGAUGGCGAAGUGGAGGCCGAGAGCGAGGCAGCUCCCGAUGCAGCAGCAAUGGCAGAGCUGCAGGCAGAGUUGCAGGCGGAGGUGACCCGACUGCAGGCAGAGGCAGCCAGUAAAGACGCGCAGAUCGAGCGACUAGGACGCCAGCGGAAAACAGAGGAGGACCUGCGGGAGGAGAUUGAGACGCUGCAGGAGAAUCUGUUGGCCAUCGGGCAGGACCACGUGGAGGCCAAGGAGAGGAUCAAGGAGCUGCAGGCGGCGGGGGCAGAGACGACACAGCUGCAAGAACGGGUGGCCUCGCUGGAGCAGGAGCGGGAGACGCUGACGCAAACGGUGACAACACUACAGAAGGAGAGAGAGGCGCUGACGAAGACGGUGGCCUCACUGGAGCAGGAGCGCGCUGGACUGCAGUCGGAGGUGGGCGCGGCACAGCAGCUGGCGGCAAGCCGGUUUAAGGACGCGACAGAGCUGCGGGAGGUGCUGCAGAAGGCACAGCCUGAGCUGAAGAGUCUGCGACAAGAGGCAGCACAGCUGAAGACGGUGCGGUCAGAGCUGGCAGCAAAGACGGCCGAGGCGACGGCGGCGGAGAAGCGGGAGAAGGAGGCCAAGCUGGAGGCGGCGCGGGCGACACGACUGGCGAGCGAGCGCGAGGCAGAGGCGAAGGGGCUGCGGGAGAAGCUGACGGGCGAGACGGGGCAGCGAGCACGGCUUGAGGAUGAGAAGCGAACGAUGGGACGCGAUCUGCGGCGGGCAGAAGGCGAGAAGGCCGAGCAGCAGGUACGGGCCGAAAAGGCCGAGCAGCAGGCGACACGGCAGCAGGAAGAGGCAGGCCAGCAGCGACGGCGAACAGCACAACUGGAAGAAGAGGCGAGCCGGUUGCGACGCGAGGAGGCGGCACAGCGCGAAGAGGUGGUACGCAAGACGGCACAGUACGCGAACGCGCAGAAGCUGCUGGCAAGCAUGCGAGACCAGACAGCCGAGGUGGGGGUGCAGCUGCGAGAGGCACAGGCAGCGACCGAGGCACUGGACGAGGAGCUGGCCGAGUGUCGGCGGCUGCUGGGCGAGCGGACGCGGGAAGCCGAGACGAUGCGACGACUGCUGGCCGACGUGGACGGCCGGGCAGACGGAAAGGUGCGGGCGAUGCAGGCACAGCUAGACGCGGCCGUGGCCGAACGCGAGCGGCUGGAAGAUGAAGCAGGCGUGGCAGCACGACGUCGCAGCCGCGAGGCCGAGGAGCUGCGCACGCGGGCGCGCGAGCUGGAGCGGCGAGCUGAAGCGGCAGUGGCUGAGCGCGACGGGCUGCAGGCGCGGGCAGCGGAGCUGGCACAGCAAUUAUCGGCACAGGAGUCGGAAACAGCGGCUGCAGCCGAGCAGACGGCCGCACUGACAACGACGGUGGCCAGUCUGCGAGCAGCACUCGACGGGGCCGAGCAGGCGGUGCGGGAUGCCGAGCGACAGCGGGCGGACCUGCGGCGGGUGCUGGACGAGCAGCGACAGCGGUUUGAAAAGGCGCGGGCGAGUGGUGGUGGAAGCGCAGGCAGAGGACGGCCGACGACGGCUGACACAUCUUCGACAACACCCGUCCGCAAGUCGAUCGACAGCAACAGCAGCCGGCCGUCCUCUUCGGCGGCCACGCCAGCGGCUCCCGAUGCCGUCUACAUCAAGACAAUCAUGCUGCAGUUCCUUGAGCAGAAGGACAACCGGCUGCGUGCACAGCUGGUGCCGGUGCUGGGCAAGCUGCUGCGCUUUGAUCGUGCCGACGAGCAAAAGUGGCUGGCAGCCAUCCAGCAUCUGACGGCGAGGUAG